This is a messenger RNA of Leptonychotes weddellii (Weddell seal), 2639 nucleotides long. The record is from RefSeq and is a predicted model, not a curated record. Lineage: Eukaryota; Metazoa; Chordata; Mammalia; Carnivora; Phocidae.
CCUCACUGCCCCUCACUCGGGUCAGUGACACCCAACGUCAAGGUGAGGGCCUGGACUUUGCCUCUGCUCCCCACAUACCCGCCCCCCCCCACCGCCAUCUACAGCACUUCAUUUGGUGAGAUGAAACUGCCUUUGUGGAGGAUGUCUGCCCCUGCCCCUCAUGUGCCUUUAAGAAAAUUGUAAAUUCCCCACCCAGUCGCGGAAGAAACGGGCCUUGUGUGGGAAUUUCAGAAACACACACAAGUGGGGGGGUGACGGGAUCACCCAGGAGCCACCAUUAGCCUUUCUCCUUGGGGAUCAUGUUCUUACCCCAAUAUGUAAACGUCCAAAAUCAAAGACUAGGAAACGGUUCCCAGAGGUCCCGUUACUGGCCCCCCCCUUGGGUUCACCUGCUUGUUCCCACCACUCCACUCGCUCUUUUCUCUCGCCCCACAUUGUAUUCAGGAAUCGUCAUGCACAGCGCAGAUUUACAUGAGUCUGCGGCUUGGUGACUGCAGGAGCAAGUGACCUUUGAGGACGUGGUUGUGGACUUCACCCAGGAGGAGUGGGGGCAGCUGGAGCCUGCCCAGAGGACCCUGUACCACGAUGUGAUGCUGGAGACCUUCAGGCUCCUGGUCUCCGUGGAUUUGGAAACUCGACCCAAAACCAGACUGUCAGCUCCAAAGCAAGACGUCACGGAGAGAACAGCCAGCAGUGUCCUGGUGGGAAGGUUCCUGGGGGACAGCCUGUGGUACCCUGAGGGUGGCGACGCCGAGGGCCGCCGGGGACAGAGCCGUGCGGCGCGAGCAGCCCUCACGCCUGGGAAGACGCCCGCGCAGCAGCAGCAGCAGGGCAAUGGGUUCGGGGAAAACCUGACUCUGAAGCCCAGAGUCCCACCUCAGCCACCGGCUCCCGAAAGACACGGCCUCCGCAUGCCGGGGACGCGCGGGAAGAGGGGCAAGCCAGAACCAGAGUUCAGUGCCCAACAGAAAACGGACGCAAAGGAGAAGCCCUACAAAUGUCAGGCCUGUGGAAAGGCCUUCGGUCACAGCUCAGCACUUACCGAGCACCACCGCACGCACACGGGAGAGAGACCCUAUGAGUGUCACGAAUGCGGAAAAGGCUUCCGAAACAGCUCAGCACUUGCCAAACACCAGAGAAUCCACACCGGUGAGAAACCGUACAAGUGCACUCAGUGUGGGAAAACCUUCAACCAGAUUGCCCCACUGAUCCAGCACCAGAGGACUCACACGGGGGAGAAGCCCUACGAGUGCGGGGAGUGCGGAAAGGCCUUCAGUUUCAGGUCCUCCUUCAGUCAACACGAGCGGACUCACACAGGGGAGAAGCCCUACGAGUGCGGGGAGUGCGGCAAGGCCUUCCGGCAAAGCAUCCACCUCACCCAGCACCUGCGAAUCCACACGGGGGAGAAGCCCUACGAGUGCGGGGAGUGCGGCAAGGCCUUCAGCCACAGCUCGUCCCUGACCAAACACCAGCGCAUCCACACGGGGGAGAAGCCCUACGAGUGCCGCGAGUGUGGGAAGGCCUUCACGCAGAUCACACCGCUGAUUCAGCAUCAGAGGACCCACACGGGAGAGAAGCCGUACGCGUGCAAUGAGUGUGGGAAGGCCUUCAGCCAGAGCACGCUCCUGACCGAGCAUCGGAGGAUCCACACGGGAGAGAAGCCCUAUGGGUGCAAUGAGUGUGGGAAGACCUUCAGCCACAGCUCAUCGCUCAGCCAGCACGAGCGGACUCACACGGGGGAGAAGCCCUACGAAUGUCAGGAUUGCGGGAAGUCAUUCAGGCAGAGCACGCACCUCACUCAGCACCAGAGGAUCCACACGGGGGAGAAGCCCUACGAGUGCGGGGAGUGCGGCAAGGCCUUCAGCCACAGCUCGUCCCUGACCAAACACCAGCGCAUCCACACGGGGGAGAAGCCGUAUGAAUGUAACGCGUGUGGCAGAGCCUUCAGCCAGCUCGCCCCCCUCAUUCAGCACCAGAGGAUCCACACGGGGGAGAAGCCCUAUGAGUGUAACGCGUGCAGCAGAGCCUUCAGCCAGAGCUCCCUUCUCAUAGAACACCAGAGGAUUCACACUAAGGAGAAGCCCUACGGGUGCAACGAGUGUGGAAAAUCCUUCAGCCACAGCUCAUCACUCAGCCAGCACGAGCGGACUCACACGGGGGAGAAGCCCUACGAAUGUCAGGAUUGCGGGAAGUCAUUCAGGCAGAGCACCCACCUCACUCAGCACCGGAGGAUCCACACAGGAGAGAAGCCAUAUGCGUGCAGGGACUGUGGGAAAGCCUUCACACACAGCUCGUCCCUCACCAAGCACCAGAGAACUCACACCGGGUAGGCCCACGUCACACUCGCUGGGACGUGGGAAAGCCUCAAGUCAUAGCUCAUCCCUUACCAGACUUGACCCAGGCACUCUCAACGGAAACAACACAAGUGUAUGCAUAUGCAAGCCUUGGCACACAGUACACGCCCCAGACACCCUCAGAGAGAAGUGAUGGAAAGGACUGUGGGAGUUUGGAGCUCCAGGUCACCCAUCCCCGGAUAUCAGAUCAUCCAGACAGUAGUAGGGAGCUGUGGAGUUAGGUCACCCAUCCCCGGAUAUCAGAUCAUGCAGACAGUAGUAGGGAGGUGUGGAGUUAGGUCACCC